AUGAAUCGAGACAGUGGUCUAGGCGGCAGGCAGGCCUCAAAGCGCGACGCGCCUGCCGCAACGCGAAAGUUGAGCGGACCCCCGACCCCUGCUGACAUCAUUAAGCCGACAUGGAUUAGGCGACAUCUCGAGCAUCAUGACUUCGACAUUUGCAACUCUGCAACUCUGCAACCUUACAAAUCGCCAGUGUACCAGUACAAACUGUCUUCGAGCUGGCUUACUACUUUUGGAAACACUCGGAGCCGUCUCCAUCCACAACUCCCUCUCAACCAUCUGCAUCGCCGGUCAAGAUGUCGAAACCGUCUGCGCAACCUCGCCUCACGCCACAGUUCUGCUUCAACCAAACUGCACUGCGAGUCGGUUGAAACAGACUUCCUUCGUAUAUCACGCGGCGCAAUCGAUGAUUCUAUAACCCAGAACCUUAACGCCCUCCUUACACCAGCACAACGAGGCUUCGAUCCUGCAUCCACGAGCGCGAGACAGUUGCCAUCGCCUGAUCACGGUCGGUCUCUAGAGCCAGAGCAAUGUGAGAAGUUUAAAGAGAAAGUGCUGUUCCCAAGCUGGGCGGUACGAUCAGACGUGUUAGACUAUUGCGCGGGCGUCGCAACAUCACCAGAUCCCGAUGAUCCAGAUAGUAUACUGCGGCAGAUUGAAGACUCCAAGGCGCGGGAAAGGACUGUGGAUGAGCGGUUAGAUCCGUACUCGGGACGCUACUUCCCACGGGAGGCGAGAACAGAGAGCUUGGCUAUGCUGAUGCGCAAUGAGAGGGCGGUCGAGAAGAUCAUACGGAUGAGGACUUGGAGUUUACUGGGCGAACGGUGUGGCAUGACGAGAGAGUCUGCUGAGGUGGCGUUUGACAAGUGGAGAGAGACACAACAGCAUUGA
Alternaria atra is the source of this 885-nucleotide messenger RNA. RefSeq lists its product as uncharacterized. The coding region runs from base 1 to 885 and encodes 294 amino acids. The transcript has 2 exons. The record is from RefSeq and is a predicted model, not a curated record. Gene Ontology annotation, cellular component: mitochondrial intermembrane space; mitochondrion. Lineage: Eukaryota; Fungi; Ascomycota; Dothideomycetes; Pleosporales; Pleosporaceae.